AAAGGAGACACAUCACCGGACAGAACCAGAAGGCUGUCUGCUGAGACCCAGGAAAUUACUCGUCGCCUCGUCUCGACAGCCUGGUAGCAACACAGUGCACAUUUCAGUAGUUCCAAAAUAAAUAAUCCAAGGACUCAUGUCGCAUGUGAGCAAAACCACCUGACCAAAGACAUGUGAGCCUCAACCCUUCUGUCCCAGAUCUUCUUCACCCUGAGUAAAAGUAGGCAGAGUUUGCUUUGACGAUGUCAAGCCGCCGGAAAUCGACCACACCUUGCAUGGUGCUGCCCUCUGAUGUAGUGGAGCAGGAAGAGGUAGAAGAGAAAACAGAAAAGGCAAAGGAGGAAGAGGCGGAGGAAGAGGAGGGCAAGAUAAAGGAGGGAGCAGAGGAGGGGCCGACUGCAGAGGAGCUGAGUCAGGCAGUAGUGGUUGUCCCCACCCCUCCAGAUACAGAUGAGCCCAGUAUCUCUGCUGUAGAGGACAGUGAAGUCCUUGCCCCCUCACUCAAACAUAGUGCUACAAACCCUCCAGAGGAUCUGAGCAGUGAACAGCCAACCCAGGAGCAACAGUGUGAUACACCCGAGGAGGGAGGAGCAGACCCUGCCGCGGUGGCUGCCAUUUCCCUCAGCAAGACCCCCAUUAUGAGGAUGAAGACCAAAUCUGAACCCAAGAGGAUCGCCGUGUCCCUGAAAUCAGCAGAUGAAGCGGUGGAAGGUUUCGGCGUUGGUGGCGAGGGAGAAGUGGGAGGAGAGCAGGAACCCAUCGAAGCUCCUCUUGGGCCGAUGACGCCCGUGGAGAUGCUGCUACACGACUCCAUGAAGCUCGGGGGAGGCGGCUUGCUGGUCAACCAGUCCUCAGAUCAGCAGAGGAAAUCAUCAACUUUAAACCCCACAGUUCUGCCUGCUGGACUGGCACAGGUGCUUUCUGCUUUCCAGGCCCAGCAGAAUGCAGCAGCAGCAGCAGCUCAGCCUCAGCUGUUGAUUCCCCUCAGUAGUAUCCCCUCCUACAGUGCAGCUAUGGACACCAACCCCCUGCUGGGUAGCACAUACAAGAAGUUUCCUUACCCCUCCAUGGCUGAGAUUAGCAGCUUGGCAGCACAGACACAGUUCACAGAGGAGCAGAUCAAGGUGUGGUUCUCAGCCCAGCGGCUGAAGCACGGUGUGAGCUGGACUCCAGAGGAAGUGGAGGAGGCCCGGAGGAAACAGUUUAACGGCACGGUGCACACUGUGCCUCAGACCAUCACUGUCAUACCUGCUCAUCAGCUCUCGGCAGCUGCCAACGGCCUGCAGUCUAUUCUUCAGACCUGCCAAAUAGUGGGCCAGCCCGGCUUGGUGUUCACACAGGUCGGCCCAGGGGGGCACCUUCCAGUGACCAGUCCCAUCACUCUGACAGUGGCAGGGCUGCCCAGCCAGUCCCAGAGCUCCAGCAGAGUUUCCUGCCAGCCCACCCCGACAAACAGUGAGCUGAAACGGGCUACCACUGUCCAGCCUCCCUCUCUUUCUCCACAGGAGAACUCAGCCCUCAGUGCUGACACAUUCAGUUUGCGGCCGAAGAAGUCCAAAGAGCAGCUGGCAGAGCUGAAAGCCAGCUACCUGAAAAACCACUUUGUCACUGAUGCAGAAAUCGCCCGGCUGAUGAAGCUCACCAACCUCACAAAGGGAGAGAUCAAGAAAUGGUUCAGUGACACCCGGUACAAUCAGCGCAACUCCAAAAACAGCCAUGUCAUUGUUUUCCACGACGGAGGGGGCAGAGGAAGUGGCAGCUGUGGUAGCACUGCAAGCACCGCCAUUGUUAUUGACUCAAGUGAUGAGACCCCCACAUCUCCCCAUCCUCCGCGCACUCCUCCUGUGAAGGAGAAGGAGACACGGACCAAAACAUGGAAUACGUUCCCAGAUUUUACCCUGCAGAAGUUUAAGGAGAAGACUCCGGAGCAGCUGGUGGUGCUGGAGGAAAGUUUCGAGAAGAGCAGCACCCCAUCAGAUGAAGAACUGAGCCGCCUGAGGACAGAGACUAAACUGACGCGGAGGGAGAUUGAUGCCUGGUUCACUGAGAGAAGAAAAAUGCCAUCUGUCAGUACUUCCUCCCCAGAUUCUUCAGAGGGAGGAAAGAUUGAGACAGAGGGAGCAAAAGUAGGAGAAGGAGCAGGACCCAGCUCUUCCUCUCCUACUGCCUCCACAUCUCGUAAAGGUAGUCAAACUCCUCCAGGCAGUCGCAGUAAGCAGCUGCCAAGCAGCAGCAACAAAGACAUGAAAGAUAAGAGUAAAAAGACUCCGGAGCAGCUCCAUAUUCUGAAAAGUGCCUUUGUGCGGACCCAGUGGCCCACACCAGAGGAGUACGACCAGCUGUCAGAGGAGAGCGGCCUCCCUCGGUCCUACAUCGUCAGCUGGUUUGGGGACUCUAGGUACUCGUGGAAGAACAGUAACUUGAAAUGGUUCUUUCAGUACCAAAGUGGCAAUGUGGAAGGGCCAAAUGGCGGAGGAAGCAAUAAAAUGGGAAGCAGUGGCGGUGGCGGUCGAAAAAGACGUGGCCGAAAUCGUGGUUGGGGGCGGUCUCGAACCAGAAAGCAGCCAAGAAGGUCUGCCUCCUCCAGUGCAGAUGUGGAUAGAUUUCCCCCAUCGAAGAAAUUCAAGAGUGGGAGGGAGAUUCUGAAGGAGUACUACAUGAAGUACCGUUUUCUCAAUGAGCAGGACCUGGAUGAGCUUGUCGCUAAGACCAACAUGAGCUACGAACAGGUGAGGGAGUGGUUCGCCGAGGUCCAGCGACGCUUGGACAUGGGGGCAGAUCCCUUCGUGGAGGCGACUGGAGGAAGGACAGAUGGAGAUGAAGCAGGAGAGGGAGGGGUUAUGCAAGGAGAGGCGUCGAUGGCCAUGGAGGAACAGAGCGGCACAGGAGCAGGAGACGAGGACGAUGACGAUGAAGGAGAUGAGGAGGACGACGGUGAUGAUACAGACGACAGUGAGGUUUGGGAGCCGUCACGUAGCGUCAGGAAAUCCUUGUCAGUCUCUGAAGACUAAUGAUUGUGGAGAGCACGGUGAAACAUUACAGAAUGUUACAAGAGAGAUGGUGGUAUGGUAGAUGCUGGAAGACAGUUAGCUAAACCAUGUCCUUUUGCCACUGAUUUGCAUCAUGUGCUCAUUCGCAUUAUGAAUUCACUGUAUUUAAAUAUUUCUGACAUCACGUCUACGUGAAACUAACACAUGGACUAUUAGCUUUAGCUCACUCUCUCAAUACUUAUCGUAUUCACUGUAAGUAAUUUGUAACAAUUCAAAAAAGAAUCAUGCGAAAGAAGCAAACUUCGAUAAAGCCUAAAAAACAAAUGUUUUGUCAAAAAGAAUACCAUAAAGUGCAAUCUUCAAGCUGAAGAUGAUGAAACCUGUUGAGAUGAAAUAGGUACCUUAAAAGAUGGUGUAUCCAGACACAUUGAUACAUUUGAUUGCACCUGAUAAAUACUGUGAGAUUUAUUAUCGCCCCUUGUUAAAUUUGCACUCCUUGCUUGCUCAAAUGGAGCCAGUGAGGGAGAUUUAUUUAGUUAUGCUGCAUUUCUUUGGAGCCUGUUUUGUGCACAGCAGGCCUAAAUUCAAACUUCAGUCUCCAGUGUUAUGAAUGUUCCAUCCCUGGUCCCAAACUAACAGCACACACACACACACACACAUACACACACACACAUAAAAAAAGACUUGUGUGUUUACAAAGGUGCUUAAAAUCGUAUCACAACUAGAUGUCACUGCUGAGCAAUGUCUCCAGUGAAACAGCAUACAUCUACUUGUGGAACUGCUUGAUUUUACAUGUUACAGUAUCUUUUCUUUCUAGCACCUGUGAAGAUCAUUGCAAGGACCGGAUGUGAAUCAGCAGGUUGUUUGAGCUGAUCGAUAAUGACACUGAAAGUCGGGUGUUUUAUCUCCCAGAGAUAAAUGCCUCAAACGAUAUGAGACAAAGCACCUUACUGCUGAAUGAAUGCCAAUGCCGUGAUGCUUUUAAAACACAGGAUGUCUACUCAAGUCUUCCCUUUAUAGCAGCUUGUUCUUUCAUUAGUAUUAAUAGUAGAUAGAUUUUUUUUAGCUGAACACAUACAGAUCUGAUGGAAAAACGCCACAGUAUGUGUUUGGUAUGCACUGCUAGUAAUGUUUUUAAAGUAAUUUUUCACCUUUUGAUAGAACACAUCCUGUGCUAAGGGUGAUUCAGACAGUAGGCUGUUGUUCCAAAGUUGAAUGUGUUGUCUCCCAAGCAGUGAGCUGCAGUUUACAAGGCACCAUAUGUGAACAAAAUAAUGGCCACUGUGAGGCAGACAUUUGGGUCCACCGAAAUAACAAUAGAAACCGAUAUAGUUUGCUGCAGUGUUUUGCUUAGAAUGAACUUGAGGUGGGUUUCUGAUGGGUACAAUUGAUGGUCUGAACUGGGGCAUUGCAAAGUUUUUCCCAAACCAUGUAAAUGUAAGCACCAGCUGCAGCCCUGUUGUAAAUUUAAAGUAAGUCAAUCCAUGAGUUGUCACCUUGACUGCAAUCACCACCAAAUCACCAACACCUUGCCUUUAGGUUUGGGCUCAUCUGCUCAUGUCAAAAACAAGGCCUGUGAAUCUUUUUGGGUCUUGACCCAUACUUUAAGAAAUACUGUUAAAAUGGAAAC
Messenger RNA from Epinephelus lanceolatus (giant grouper), 4620 nucleotides. RefSeq names its product zinc fingers and homeoboxes 1 (gene zhx1). Gene Ontology annotation, molecular function: DNA-binding transcription factor activity, RNA polymerase II-specific; DNA binding. Gene Ontology annotation, cellular component: nucleus. The record is from RefSeq and is a predicted model, not a curated record. Gene Ontology annotation, biological process: regulation of transcription by RNA polymerase II. Lineage: Eukaryota; Metazoa; Chordata; Actinopteri; Perciformes; Serranidae.